CCUAGCGCUUCCCCCGCGGGGAAUGUGGCCUUUCAGCGCUGCUAAGCUUGGCAGUCGCUUUACCGCUCCUUCUGUUACUUUAAGACGGUGCCUGAGGUUGGGGGUGACCAUGGCCAAGAGCAAGUUCGAGUACGUGCGGGAUUUUGAGGCUGACGAUACCUGCUUGCCGCACUGCUGGGUUGUGGUGCGCCUGGACGGCCGAAAUUUCCACCGGUUUGCUGAGAAGCACAACUUUGCAAAACCUAAUGACAGCCGAGCUCUCCAGCUGAUGACCAAAUGUGCCCAGACAGUAAUGGAGGAGCUGGAGGACAUUGUGAUCGCGUAUGGACAGAGUGAUGAGUACAGCUUCGUGUUCAGGCGGAAAAGCAAUUGGUUUAAAAGAAGAGCCAGUAAGUUCAUGACUCUCGUGGCCUCCCAGUUCGCCUCCAGCUAUGUGUUCUACUGGCGGGAUUACUUUGAGGACCAGCCACUUCUGUAUCCGCCAGGAUUUGAUGGCAGAGUCGUGUUGUAUCCUAGCAACCAGACCUUGAAGGACUACCUCAGUUGGCGACAGGCAGACUGUCACAUCAAUAAUCUUUAUAAUACAGUGUUUUGGGCCCUUAUCCAGCAGUCUGGACUAACACCAGUCCAAGCCCAGGAGAGAUUAAAGGGAACUCUGGCCGGAGACAAGAACGAGAUUCUGUUCUCUCAGUUCCACAUCAACUACAAUGACGAGCCACAGAUGUACAGGAAAGGGACCGUGUUGGUGUGGCAGAAGGUGGAUGAAGUCAGGACCCAGGAAGUUAGGCUGCCUGCAGAAAUGGAAGGGGAAAGGAUGACUGUGACCCGGACCAGGACCAGGCCCGUGCCCUUGUACUGCGAUCUCAUUGGGGACGCUUUCUGGAAAGAACACCCAGAUAUUCUGACGCAAGAGAACUGACCCUGCAUUCUGCAGUUCUGCUGUGCUUAGCCAUGCAGGUCUCCCAGAGGCUCCUCUCCUUAGGUGGCUCAAGCAUCCCUAGCCCCAAGAGUGCCGUAAGGAGCCACAUGACUGGAACCCGGUGGAGACAGAGAAAGAAGCAGUGGACGGAGGCGGCGUAUCUCACUGUGCUUAAACAGAAUACCUUUUUUUUUUUUUUUUUUUUUUUACGGUGUUAGAACAUGACUUUGGCUCUUUCCAAAAUCAUGAUCCUAUUUUUAUAAAAGAACUAUUCAUGCUUUGCUGGAUGAGUCAUUUUUAGCUGUGGCAUAAACCUUACAAAAACCCGUCACCUCUUUUCACCUCUGAUAGAAGGGGAGCCCAGACUUUACCCUCACCCACCUUUCUUAACUCGAGAACUCGGUGACUGAACAUUCCCACUCUGACACCCAUGUACUUGCAGUCAUCUUUCGGCGUGAAGUUAAAUAUGGGUUCCUGCCUGCACGAUGCCUCCAGAUUGAGGAAUCCCAGAGAACACUCGCGGAUUGGUGCCAGUUCCCCAGGGUGGCAGCUUUGACUGAACAAACGAGGAGUGGUUUGGGUAUCCCGCACCAUUCCAGGAUUGAUUUUUCUGGAAUCGUUAGCAUGAUCGUCGUUGUCUCUUACCAGGGACGUAGUUUCCAGUCACUGAACUCUUUUGAAGGGAAGGUGUUUGGGGAGGUGUGUGUGUGUGCAUGAGGACGGAGAGCAGCUACGCUGUGGAUGCUGGAUGGACUUCCCUCGGAAAAGCUGGCUUUGGGUUAGACUUCUGGGCAAGCAUUUCCAAACAACCUCAGUGUAGUCACGGCCAUAAGCUUGGGAUUCGAGAGCACCGGGAGCCUGACACGGUGGUUUAGCCUCAUCCUAGCACUCAGGAGGUUGAGGCAGGAAAUUUGAAGCCAAACUGGACUACAUGGUGGGGCUAUAAGAAUGGGUGGAGUUGGAGGCUCUGUUGAUUCCAGAGGUUUGAAAAUAGCCCCUCCUGCUGACGGCAGGAUGGAGUUGGCAAGGGGGCAGAGAGUCGUAAUAAAAAUCAUUUAUUGCCAAGGUGUUGGACUCAAUGGGAAAGUCACGUUUCCCCUGACCUUGUUUUAUAUUUUAGAGGAAAAGGAUUAUUUGCCUCCAUCAGGAAUUAAUUAAAAGACAGCCUAUGUCCUGCAUUCUGGUCUUGAUUGCAGAAUUUCCAGCCAAGAAGAAAAUGUAUUUUUGAAAGAACAGCGUCUGGCCUCAUCCCUCACUAAUUGACACCCCAUCUGCUGAUGCCAUUUUUUUCCUUCCUGUUCUCCCCACUCCCCAGGAAGAAGCAAUAGAGCUCAUGUUUGGCAACUGCUAAAAUUUUUUUAAGGGAGGGGGGAGUAUAAUAAAGAUUUCAAUUCCUUGGCCCACUUAA
Messenger RNA from Arvicola amphibius (Eurasian water vole), 2327 nucleotides. RefSeq names its product tRNA-histidine guanylyltransferase 1 like (gene Thg1l). Gene Ontology annotation, biological process: tRNA modification. The record is from RefSeq and is a predicted model, not a curated record. Lineage: Eukaryota; Metazoa; Chordata; Mammalia; Rodentia; Cricetidae. The transcript is spliced from 6 exons. Gene Ontology annotation, molecular function: magnesium ion binding; tRNA guanylyltransferase activity. Bases 23 to 919 code for a protein of 298 amino acids.